This is a messenger RNA of Bipolaris victoriae FI3, 690 nucleotides long. Its product is annotated as carbohydrate-binding module family 50 protein. Lineage: Eukaryota; Fungi; Ascomycota; Dothideomycetes; Pleosporales; Pleosporaceae. The coding region runs from base 1 to 690 and encodes 229 amino acids. The record is from RefSeq and is a predicted model, not a curated record. The transcript has 2 exons.
AUGAAGUCCACUCUCUUCGCCGCUGUCGCCGUCUUGGCCGCUUCCGUCUCUGCCAUGCCCUACAAGCAGGACAAGGACUGCAAGAGCCCUUUCCCCAACGUCUCUUGCAAGCCCCUCACGCUCCAGAACUACACUAUCGUCUCUGGUGACACCCUCACAACCAUUGCCGACAAGUUCGGUUCCGGUGCCUGCAACAUCGUCGCAGUCAACAACAUCAGCGACCCUGACAAGAUCUUCCCCGGCCAGAAAAUCACUGUCCCAGCCAACUGCACUGGAACCGUCGACAAGACGAGCUGCCUUCCCAACGCUCUCCAGCCAACUGGCACUCAGGACUGCGUCAAGGGUCUGUCCGUCAACCCUCCUGUCUACCAGGUCAUUCCCAAGGACACUUUCACUCUCAUCGCCAACAACUUUGACCUCAAGCUCGACGCCCUUAAGAACGCCAACCAGGGCAGGUUUGCUAGCUUUGACGCCAUCUUCCCCGGUAACACCACCAUCAUUCCCGUCUGCCAAGGCUGCUCUUGCACCAACGACAAGUACACCGUCGUCUCUGGCGACACCUUCAGCGCCAUUGCCCAGAAGGCUGGCAUCAGCAUCGGUCAGAUUGAGGCUGCCAACCCUGGCCAGAUCCCUGAGCAACUCCAGAUCGGCCAGGUCAUCAACCGCCCCAAGUGCUCGUGCAACGCUUAA